UGGGCUGGAGGGACAGAUCGUGGCUCUGAAUGAAAGGAGUCUGUGCAUAAGAGGAACUUUAGGUGGAUAUUCGAGAAGGAUUGGAAUUGGAACGACAUUGUCCCCAGAUUGGUUUGACGAUGGCUACUGCUCAGUAUGUUAACCGACUCUUCAGUGAAGUGACCUGCUCCAUCUGCCUGGAUUUCUUCCAGGAGCCGGUGGCACUGGAGUGUGAACACAAUUUCUGUCGGCUCUGUAUCUCCAGGAGCUGGGAGCAGGGCAGUGCUUUCUACUCCUGCCCCGAGUGCAGGGAGGAGUUCCGGGAGAAGAAGCUGAAGCCGAACCGCAUGCUGGCUAACAUCGUGGAGGGGGUGAGGGAACUAAAACUGCAGCCUCGCCAGGGCCACCCUGCCUUCUACUGCCAGCGGCAUGAAGAGCGCCGCAAGCUCUUCUGCCUGGACUGCCAGGGGGCCAUUUGCGUGGUGUGUUCCUGUGCCAAAGAGCACCGGGGCCAUAGCUUCAUCCCUGUCGAAGAGGCUGCCAUUCUCUACAAGGGGAAAUUGGAACGAGCCAUUGACUUCCUCCAGUCCCAGAAGGAGCAGGCCUGCCAAAGCCAAAGCCGAGAAGAGGCAAAGAUUUGUCAAAUAAAGGAACAAGGCAAACUGCUGAAGGAACAGGCUGAGGCCGAACUGGUCACCAUCUAUCAAUUUCUAGAUGCAAAGAAGCAGGAACUGGAGUCGAAGAUUGAGCAGGAAAUGUGCCAGACCAUUGAGCCCUUGCAGGAAAACUUGGAAAAGAUCCGCCAAGAAACCUCCACGAUUGAGCAAGCCAUCCUGGAUCUGCGGGUGCAGCUGAGCUUCACGGAGCCUCUGGAGCUGCUUCAGGAUAUCAAACUGCUCCUGGAAAGGUGUAAACAGGAGCAUAUCAAACCAGCGGAUGUUCCCACUGAGCUGUGUACCGACUCCAUCAUUACGCCUUUCCGUUACGUUAAAAUCUGGGAUGAGCUUAAAGCGUUUGUACCAGCCAGGGAAUUUCUGAAACUGGAUCCUAAGACAGCGCAUCCACGACUCAUCCUGUCCGAGGACCUCGUCAGUGUGAUUGAUGGCGAAAAGCGUCGGGAUUGCUCGCUCAUGUCCCAUCGCUUCAACCACUGGCUCUGCGUCCUGGCCAGCAGCGGCUUCCUGUCGGGCCGACACUACUGGGAUGUGGAGCUGGGCAACAAUACCGCAUGUGUCAUCGGGGUGGCCAGCGGAUCUGCCGACCGGCUGAUAACCAAACAGCUCACACCAAAGGACGGGUACUGGGUGAUCGAGAUGCUCAACGGGAACCUGGUCAACGUCAACGCACCCGGUGCCAGGACCCUCCCUCUUCACCGCAAGCCCCGCACCAUCCGUGUCUACCUGAAUUACGAGGAGGGACAGCUGUCCUUCUAUGAUGCCCACGACCUGUGCCCUAUCUACACCAUGCAUGAUAAGUUCACGGAAAAGCUGUAUCCCCUCUUCAACCCUCACAACAAGAAGGAAGGGAAUUCAGAGCCACUUUGUCUACAUAAUCCCACGGGAUGCUAAGAUUAAUUUUACCCAGGCAGGGGUGGGGUGGGGGUUUAGAAAUUGUGAUGGUCCUUCUUAAAGGGGAAGCCUGUUGAAUUCUAACACUACGCUAAGGUAAAUAAAUGAACCCCUCCCAGCAGUUCUGUUGAAGGGUCAUGAGGACUCGAAACGUCAACUCUUUUCUUCUCCGCCGAUGCUGCCAGACCUGCUGAGUUUUUCCAGGUAAUUCUGUUUUUGUUUUGGACUUCCAGCAUCCGCAUUUUUAUGUUUUUAUAUAUUUUUUCCCCCUCAGUACUUUUCUGCUGUCUUUUGUUGCCAGGCAUUGAGCUUUAAAGGUGCUGGUUAGAAUGAGUUGGACCCUGAUGCACUGGCCGGGAAUUAUCACUGGCGCUCCUGGUUCCCGUGAGGAACAAUCACAUUAGUCAAAGCUGCACUCCCCAUCUCUUACCUUACCAACAUUAAACGUAAAGGUUGUAAUACCACAGGCUGGGGCAGGAGGAGGAGGUGGUGCCAAAUUCUAGGAGCAGAGAGAGAUGGGAAAUCACAGCCACUACAUACUACAAGGGUUUUACAAAACUGGUUCCCUUAGGCUGAGGGCAGACGUGGAUUGAGAGAUCCACAAAUCACAGUACAAGAUCUGAAUUGCUUUGUGCAUGUGGAGUCCAGAAAUGGUGCCAUUCUCCUGGCACUUAGACUCAUAGACAUCUACAGCGCAGAAGGAGGCCAUUUGGCCCAUCAUGUCCAUGCCAGUCAACAAAGAUCUGACUACACUAAUCCCAAUU
Messenger RNA from Carcharodon carcharias (great white shark), 2311 nucleotides. RefSeq names its product zinc-binding protein A33-like. The transcript has 7 exons. Gene Ontology annotation, molecular function: protein binding; zinc ion binding. The record is from RefSeq and is a predicted model, not a curated record. Lineage: Eukaryota; Metazoa; Chordata; Chondrichthyes; Lamniformes; Lamnidae. The coding region runs from base 120 to 1547 and encodes 475 amino acids.